Messenger RNA from Fraxinus pennsylvanica, 912 nucleotides. Lineage: Eukaryota; Viridiplantae; Streptophyta; Magnoliopsida; Lamiales; Oleaceae. The record is from the annotation of a GenBank genome assembly.
AUGGCAACGGAGAUACAGCCGCCGGAAGGCUCAAUCUCGAUUGGUCCACCAACCACCACCGCCCAAUCCCCUGGCCCAUCUCCAAUUGAUCACUCAAACCCGAAAGCGGGACCCUCCGCCAUCAACAACUCGGGUCCGAGCCUUGCCCCCAAACGACAACGUCGGCCCAGUGUCCGUUUGGGCGAGAUCGGUGGCGACCCACCUUACGACAACCUCAACCGCCGCCCUAACAAAACAUGGCGCUUCCACAAAGAUCCUUCUUUCGUCACCAAGACAUCCAGGACCCGUCCACUCACAAACCUGGUUAACGGCGGUGAGUCGAAUUUUCAAGAUACUCUCGAACCCGUGGAGAAUUACACAAUCGCUAUGGAGUUCACCCACCGGAAGCCCAAGAUUAAGAAGGCUACCAAGCGGGUCCGGACCAACUGGAAUAAGUUUGAAUCCGCGGUUAAUAAUGGAGGCGGUGGAGGAGGAGUGAUAGUUGAUAGCGGGAACAAUUUUGAUGAAGAACAGAAGAAUAAUAACGCCGAAUUUCAGAGCUUUGAGCCCGAGGGAUCUGAGAGCCCCCUGUUAAAAGAGCAGAGCCCGGUCAAUUCUGUUGAGAAUAUGGGGCUGCAGUAUUGGGAUCAACAGAGGAGGGGAAGUAGGGUCCGGGUUUCAGAGAGCAAUGGAAUUAUUCACGACGAGAUGAAUUCACAGGAACAGCGUAGUGGACGGAAUGUUGCAGUGAGGGAAUGGUUAAUUGGGUUGGGGUUGGGCAGAUACGCCCCGGUUUUUGAAAUACACGAGGUUGAUGAUGAGGUAUUGCCCAUGUUGACACUGGAGGAUCUCAAGGACAUGGGAAUCAAUGCUGUUGGCUCACGGAGGAAAAUGUACUCUGCUAUUCUCAAGCUGCAGAAAGGGUUUUCGUGA